AAGGCGUCGCGUUGAGGAUACAAGGAGAACUAAUCGGACCGGGUUAAGUUUGCUGAGGUCUAGGAGGGGAAGGAGGAGAGGGGGCGCGGUGGAAGAGGAAGAAGAAAAAAAGAAAAACCCAUAGCGGAGCGUGGAAAGCUGUACGCGUCAUUUCCAAGGCAGCAGCGCAACAAGCAGCCCCUCCAGCAGCCCGCUGCGUGGAUGGCACACCGGGUGGAAGUGGUGCAGGGGGGAGGGAGAUCCACGCUGGGACCAGGAUCCAGAUGAGGUUCGGGGGCUCUCUAGCAAAAUGAGAGAUAAGUUCAUCUCCUGAGGCCACAACUUCUACACCGGGCUGACUCACCGACAACUGCACCCAGAGGUUUCCAUGAAUCUUUGGAUGUGACACCCAUUGAGUUUCAGCGCCUGAAGAGUCUAAACCCUCCCAGAGCACCAUGACUGUCAGCCCGUGUCUUUUCAUUUCUCUUCUGCUGCUCCUCCACCCGGGAGUCUCUCAUUUAUCGGAUGGCAGUUUUGAUCAUGAAGACAUCAGCGGUAGCGUCCCAGGGAACUGCUCCAGCGAGGACAACUGCUCAGAGGGCGUGGUUCUGCCCAUGUGGAACCCCCAGAACCCUGCCGUUGGCGACAAGGUUGCUCGUGCCAUUGUAUAUUUCGCAGCGCUCGUGUACAUGUUCCUGGGCAUGUCCAUCAUUGCCGAUCGUUUCAUGUCUUCGAUCGAGGUCAUCACCUCUCAGGAAAAGGAGAUCAGCAUCAAGAAGCCAAACGGCGAAAUCACGACAACCACCGUUCGCAUCUGGAACGAGACCGUCUCCAAUCUGACGCUAAUGGCUCUGGGCUCAUCAGCACCAGAGAUCCUGCUGUCCGUCAUCGAAGUGGUCGGCCAUAACUUUGAAGCCGGAGCUCUGGGGCCCAGCACCAUCGUGGGCAGUGCUGCGUUUAACAUGUUCAURAUCAUUGCCAUCUGCGUCUACGUGGUGCCAGAGAACGAGACACGCAAGAUCAAACACCUAAGGGUGUUCUUCGUCACUGCAGCCUGGAGCAUCUUCGCCUACAUCUGGCUGUACCUCAUCCUGUCCGUGUUCUCCCCCGGAGAGGUGGAGGUUUGGGAGGCGGUCCUGACGUUCCUGUUCUUCCCCCUCUGRGUGCUACAAGCCUGGAUCGCAGACCGCCGCCUGCURUUCUACAAGUACGUUCGCAGGCGCUACCGUGCCGACAAAACCCGUGGCAUCAUCAUCGAGUCCGAGGGAGAUGCCAUGUUCACAAAAAUGGACUUAGAGAUGGACGGGCAGGGCUCAAACUCUCACGGCCAUAACAAGGAGGCUCUGGACGGGAUGCUGGAGGGGGUGGAGGAAGGUGGAGGGACGAGCGCUGAGCAAGAUCAGGAAGAGGAGGCCCGUCGAGAGAUGGCACGCACGUUGAAGGAGCUAAAGCAGAGGCAUCCAGAGAAAGARAUGGAGCAGCUGAUUGAGAUGGCCAACUACCAAGUGCUGGUCCAACAACAGAAGAGCCGGGCCUUCUAUCGGAUCCAGGCCACMCGCAUGAUGAUCGGAGCCGGGAACAUUCUGAAGAAGCAUGCUGCCGACCAAGCCAGGAAGGUGGUCAGCUGCCARGAGGCCAGUGGACAGGAAGAAGACCCCCACACCAUCUACCUGCAGUUUGAGUCCUCUCACUAUCAGUGCUUUGAAAACUGCGGUUCCUUAAAGCUCUCUGUMAGCCGGCAUGGAGGCGAGGCUGGCUGCACUGUGAAGGUGGACUACCGGACAGAGGACGGGACUGCCACCGCGGGCUCCGACUAUGAGUUCGCUGAGGGCACUUUGGUCUUCAAYCCCGGCGAGACGACGAAAGAGUUCACCGUGGGCGUCAUCGACGACGACAUCUUCGAAGAGGARGAGCACUUCUACGUACGCCUCAGCAACCCACGUAUUGUCCACCGGGCCGAGGUCUCUGUCCUGGAYCCCAACUCCAUCACCUCCAGCCACAGCACGGUGGGCCUCUCCUCCCACGUCCCACCGAAGGCCGCGCUGGGCAACGCCCCCGUUGCCACCGUCACCAUCUACGACGACGACCARGCCGGCAUCUUCACMUUCGAGAGCAAGUCCACGCGGGUCAGCGAGAGCGUCGGGAACAUGCAGGUGAAGGUGCACCGGACGUCCGGGGCGAGGGGGAAGGUGGCGGUGCCGUACCACUCCGUCGAGGGCACCGCCAAAGCCGGYGAGGACUACGAAGAAGUUUCUGGGAAGCUGGAGUUCCAGAAUGACGAGACCAUGAAGGUGCUAAAUGUGAAGAUCAUUGAUGAUGAAGAGUACGAGAAGAACAAGACGUUCACAAUUGUGUUGGAGGAGCCCAUUCUGUUGGAGGUGGGACAGAGACACGGAGACACCAAUGACAAUAAGACAGCAGUGGGACCAGAAGACGUGUCGAAGAUGGGCUGCCCCUGUCUGGGAGAACACACAAAGCUGGAGGUGGUCAUUGAGGAGUCGUAUGAAUUCAAGAGCACUGUGGACAAGCUGAUCAAGAAGACCAACCUGGCCCUGGUGGUGGGGAGCAGCAGCUGGAGGGAGCAGUUUGUUAGUGCUGUCACUGUCAGCGCAGGUGACGAUGAUGAGGAGGAAAGCGGAGAGGAACGCCUGCCGUCCUGCUUCGAUUACAUCAUGCAUUUCCUGACAGUUUUCUGGAAAGUCCUCUUUGCUUUCGUCCCGCCAACUGAGUACUGGAACGGCUGGGCCUGCUUCUUCGUCUCCAUUUCCCUCAUCGGCGUCCUGACAGCUGUGACGGGCGACUUGGCGUCCCAUUUCGGCUGCACCAUCGGUCUGAAAGACUCGGUCACUGCUGUGGUGUUCGUAGCCCUCGGCACCUCUGUUCCAGACACYUUUGCGAGCAAAGUGGCUGCCAUUCAGGAUCAAUACGCAGACGCCUCCAUCGGGAACGUGACGGGCAGCAACGCGGUGAACGUGUUCCUGGGCAUCGGCGUGGCGUGGACCAUCGCGACCGUUUACUGGCAAACCAAAGGCAAGCCGUUCAAGGUGAACCCGGGCUCCCUGGCCUUUUCUGUCACCCUCUUCACCAUCAUGGCGUUGGUGUGCGUGCUGGUGCUGCUCUACCGCCGGCGUCCCAGCGUCUCGGGUGGAGAACUCGGGGGCCCACGGACAGCCAAGCUCCUCACCUUUUUCCUGUUCCUCUCCCUCUGGUUCAUCUACAUCCUGUUGGCCUCCCUGGAGGCGUACUGCCACGUGCCUGGCUUCUGAGACCAAGCGAGGGGGGGAACACAACCACAACUUGUUUUCUUGUUUUUACAGUCUGAUGAACAUGUUUCUCUCUGUUUUUGUCUAUUUUCACAAAGAUUUCUAACUAUUUGUAUACUCAUUUAUUAUCAAUACAGCACAAAAUCUGUUUGACUGUGUAUUUAAGGAAUUUGCUAUCAAUGCUGUGAAAGUUGCUUUAGACACUGAAACUGAACUUCUCUAAACCUUGUUGUCCUAUUUUUAAAUACUGCUUCACACAGAUCAUUUCUAUUAUAAUCAUUAGAAUGAACUUUGAUUGUAUUAACACGCUCAUGCUCUGAAAGCACAACUUUUACACAAACUUUCAUGAGAUUCCCUCAUUUUGAUGGAGGUUAAACAAUGAAAUUUGAGGAUAGUGCAUGGGCUGACGUUUACAUUAGAUGAAAGACUGAAGGCCGCUACAUACUCCAUCCGAAGCUGCAAAAUCUGCGCUAAUUCUCGCAGUUACGUGACAAAAAUGGCGUCAUGUUGUUUGCCUGCCCCUUCUUGACACAAGAUCCGGGUCGAACAUUUUCUGACGGGUUAAUGAGGUUUACGUGAUCGACCAGAAAUUUGUGGCCAUGUUUGUUAAUGCAGAAAAGCACUCAGACAACUAUGGUGGACGUUUGCUUCAACUAUUUUGCUUCUAGAAGCUGGCUGUUGUGCGUUUAUGAAUAGUUUUGAGUGUCAGUUGUCUGAGGCAGUCAGYAAGUACGUCCAUUUAUAGUCUUGUAAACAGUUAUGGGCACAGCUAACCAAAAAGUAAGGUUCACUAAUCUGAGAAACAAGAACCUUAGCUCUUCUAACAUUAAUCCACUAAACAGAUUAAAAAAGAAAAGUUAGGGGAAGCUAUCGCUAACCGCUAAGAUGACUGUCUGUGACACCAUCUUCUUCUCCUUCCAACUGAAGGCUGGUGGGUCUGACACAAACCUGUUAGUGUCCUAUUGGCUUAAUUAGAAGGUGGGUGGGAUCAUCUGUGGCAAAUCAACCAAUCCAAACAAGUUGUAGGUCUUUUGUACUUACCCCUUUCAGAAUAAAAGCAUUUUAUGAAUGAGUUGGAUCUUUAUAACAAACAAAAAAUACUUCCUCCACCAUUAUUUCUAUGUAGUCACUUUUAUAUUCAUCUUUUAAAUAUUGUUAAAUAUUAUUUCUUUUCUUUUCGACACUCUUAGUUUGAAAUUUAGCUGCUAAAGCUACCACAUGCUACACGUGCCUAACACGUCCAGCACUUCUUGUAAGAGGGGAUAGUUUUGUAAUUAAAUCAGGAUAAAUGGUACACAAAUAAAAGUUUUGCACUUGUACAUUUUUAGUGAACUUAACACGAGCAGAACCUAAUUUUGAAGAAGCGAAUCUGCCCGCUAACAGUUUCCAAAGUUAUCAAAAAAAGCAAAUCUGUGUAAUGAGAAGCUAGUUCUGCUAUUAGCAGAACUGUGUCCACCACUGCUUAUUAAGACAGUUAAAAGACCAAAACCUCACGGAUGGAAAAAGCACAGAUAUWUAAUGAAGAAGUCCCUCUGCUGAAAAGUGGGGCGAUCUAUCAGGGCAGAUUUGUGGCCAAGCGGCUGAUUUUAAAAUGGAGACUCCAAGUGGGAAAAUCCCGGGCUGUGAGGUUUCCCAAGAACUCUGUGUGCAUCAUGGUCUAUGAAAAGCGUCGACUGUUCAGCUUCAGAUUGAGUCUGUUGAGCCCUUAAAGUGAUCGGUAAAAUGUGAGUGUGAUGAUAUUUAGUAAUUGAUCGACAACAUAAAUAUUUCUUGUAAAUCAUGUAAAAGAUGAACAUUGUGCGUGGGAGUUUUUGUGAAAGGUUCGGUGUGUUUAAUUUUGCACGUUAACAAUUUCGUGGUGAUCUACUUUAAAGUGCUGUAUGUAAUUUUUGAAGAUGGCUGUUCAAGUGUUGAUGUUUCUCUGAACCUGUGAAUCACAGCUGUAACAUAAUCUCCUCGCUGGUGUCCCUCCUCAGUUACUUUCAGAUAGGCAGGGUUAUAAAAAGUUUUCUUUAUUUCUCUUUUUACAAUAAAAGUCAACCAGGAGGAGAGUUCUCGCUUCGAAACUGUGCAUUUUCUUCAAGUUAAUUUAGAAAUUUUAUGUAUGUGUGUAUGUGGUGAAGAUGUGCAGCUGCCAUCUCUGACACAAAUUUGUAAAAGCGCUCUUCUUUGAAACCUGAAGGCUUAUUCAGUCAAAGUAGGAUGGAGUUUGUGUAUAGACAUUUUAACGUUUGUCAAGCUGACACUGUGAAUUCAACAAAAUAAGAUCAGAUAAAGCACAGCAGCAAGCAAAAAAGAUAUUUCAAAUGGGACCAGGAAGAGUUUUUAUUAUUUUCUAUCACAGCACAGCCAUCAAACCGGUCCAUCAUAUCCCUAAAAACUUGUGAAAAGAGAAGAUGUACAGUAUUUCUUGAGAGUGUCUCGGUGUUACACAGCAGUUGAUACUGACUUUUUUCUUAUCUGACCUGAACUCUGUAUAGCCAUAUUUAUUGUAACUGUGUUACAGUAGAGGUAUUUAUAUGAUCUAUUUUAGUUUUGUUGAUAUGCACGUUUAAUGUACAAAAGUGGAAAUAAAUGUUGCUGAUUUAUGAUGCUAUA
Messenger RNA from Austrofundulus limnaeus, 5840 nucleotides. It is a transcript of the gene slc8a4a, whose product is annotated as solute carrier family 8 member 4a. The transcript has 9 exons. Gene Ontology annotation, biological process: calcium ion import across plasma membrane; cell communication; sodium ion transmembrane transport. Gene Ontology annotation, molecular function: calcium:sodium antiporter activity. Bases 435 to 3245 code for a protein of 936 amino acids. The record is from RefSeq and is a predicted model, not a curated record. Gene Ontology annotation, cellular component: axon; sarcolemma; postsynapse. Lineage: Eukaryota; Metazoa; Chordata; Actinopteri; Cyprinodontiformes; Rivulidae.